GUCGGCCCAAUGAGCGCCGACGAGGGCCGAGCCGUGCCGAGCCGAGGCGAGCCGAGGCGAGCCGAGCGGAGCCGAGCCGAGCCGAGCGGGGGAGGUUUGGGGCUGAGGGAGUGUUGUAGCGAGCGGGUUGCCGUCAUGGCCGCGGGAUCGUUAGGUCGCCGGCCGCCUGGCGCGGUGGCGCCGCUCUCUUGGGAAAAGUCGCCCGCCAGGAGUUCUCCGCCAACGUUAUCCGCGAGGAGGAGCCGUUGUGGACGAGGAGCCGCUCCCCAGAAGGCCGUUGUGAGGUUAUCCGGAGCAGAAGAUUGUGGCGCACCUCUUCUUGGCCGUUUGAUGAUUGAUGGCGAGAAGUGUGCUGCUAACCUGGGCCUGACCAAUGGAUUCCGGAUGGCUGUGAGAUACCCACCCUCAGCCCCUUCAGACUACCGCGCACGUCUCUGUAUUCUGGGUGGCCGUCAGUUGGGCCGGCCUCCUGGCUAAGAUGUUUGCACCGCAGGAGUUGCUGCACGCGUACGGAUCGCCACCGAAUGGAUUUCACGUGUUGCCCGUCAGCCUAGCCACCGUUGACAUAUAAUUGUUUUUGGUGGGUGUCUGUGGAGGGUAAUGAAAAGCUUUGAGCAGCAUUUGCACAAUAAAGAUGGAGCAUGGGGAUAUCA
Gallus gallus (chicken) is the source of this 653-nucleotide messenger RNA. RefSeq lists its product as uncharacterized. The transcript has 3 exons. The coding region runs from base 10 to 477 and encodes 155 amino acids. The record is from RefSeq and is a predicted model, not a curated record. NCBI's taxonomy places the organism in Eukaryota, Metazoa, Chordata, Aves, Galliformes, Phasianidae.